Zychaea mexicana is the source of this 1604-nucleotide messenger RNA. RefSeq names its product Alpha/Beta hydrolase protein. The transcript has 10 exons. The record is from RefSeq and is a predicted model, not a curated record. NCBI's taxonomy places the organism in Eukaryota, Fungi, Mucoromycota, Mucoromycetes, Mucorales, Lichtheimiaceae. The coding region runs from base 139 to 1473 and encodes 444 amino acids.
CCAGCUCUUCCCUUUAAGAAUACACGGCCCGGCCAUUGCCCUGUUCUGCAGUAUUUAACACCCACCCACCCCCUCUUUAUAACUCUUCACACCAACCAUUCGAAAAAAGAGAAAUUGUUAUUUCUCAGGGAAAGGAACAUGCUUGCUUUCAUUACCUCGUUGCCAGCAGCGGCCUAUGUACUCAAUGUCCUCGUUUCCGGCCUACUCACCGCACUUGCUUUCCACAAACAAGUGACGCAAGAAGUGUUUGGCGGGAAUGCGUUCAUGCGCAAAUUCCUUAUUGCUGCCGAUUCAUCUGCUUCGACAUUGAGCGAACUGCCAUUGCAUGUCUUGGCUCUCAAAUGGAUCACUAUUCAACUGACUCACUGCGUCGGCGGCUUUGGUUACACACUCGCAUGGCUGCUCUCUUAUGUAGACUAUGUUAUCCUCGGUUUUCUACUCAUGCUGUUUGUUGAAAGUUGGAAAGAGGAUGCUGUUGUUGAAGAGGCUAUCAAGGAUUUGGCGGGUGGAGAUCCUGCUGAUACGGUCGAUAGUAUCAUGAGCGCGAAUAAUGUAAGACGUAUCCUGAACCCUAUAUGGACUCCGAAGGAUAUUGUCAUGUAUCCCAAUAUCACCUAUGCAACAAACGAAGAAACUACCGAAGCCAUUGAGCUUACCAACGAUUACGACCAACCGCGUAAAAUGGCGCUAGAUAUCUACAAAUGGUCUAAAGCACCCAAAAACUCGGGAUUACGGCCUGUCCUGGUCCACAUCCAUGGCGGAGCUUGGCGGAUGGGCGGCAAAGGAUGGUUGUACCCGCAUGAAAAGACUUUGGUGACUGAGGAAAACUGGCUUGUGGUCAACAUUGGUUAUAGACUGGCGCCUAAGAACGCAUACCCUACUCAUCUUAUCGAUGUCAAACGUGCUUUACGCUAUCUGAAAAAGUGCAUCAGUGCAUUUGGUGGUGAUCCAAACCUUAUUGUAUUGUCAGGCGAUUCUGCCGGUGGCCAUCUUGCUGCUAUGGCUGCAUUCACAGCAAAUGAUCCUCAAUACCAACCUGGCUUUGAAGAUGCAGACACAACUGUCAAAGGUGUGAUUACUAUCAAUGGAGCUUUGGAUGUACAAAGCGACAAAUCUCGAGGCGAAUACUUUUCUCAUAAAGUGGCACUGAAGGACAAAGUGGAUCCAGAGUUCUUGGGCAAACAUUCGCCCGUUGAUCUUGUGGAUAAGGCUAACCAGGACGGUCUGCUCGUUCCUUUUCUGGUCAUCACUGGAAGUAGAGAUGCUAUUGUGGAUUGCUCCAUUGGACGUCGAUUCAAAAAGAACUAUGAUCUAGCUCUAGGUGAAAAGGCAAACACGGUUGCAUCUCAAUGCACACUAGUAGAACUCCCGGCUGCCCAUCACAUCUGCCACCUCAGCUGGUCUCCACGCAGUAUUUAUGUUUCACGCCUGAUUCAAGUCUGGUGUCAACUAUUCUACAACAAACACAAAUGAUCACCUCUCUCUCGUUGUAUAUCCACCUCCACUUCACCCUCCCAAACCCAUCGCAAUACAAUUACAUUUCCUUUUUCUUUUUCUUAUGUACCAUGUGUGCGUGUGUGUGUGUGUGUGUGCGUGGUUUAUAU